Molecule: messenger RNA, 1534 nt
Organism: Epinephelus lanceolatus (giant grouper)
Lineage: Eukaryota; Metazoa; Chordata; Actinopteri; Perciformes; Serranidae
Source: RefSeq, a predicted model, not a curated record
GUUAAGAUAAAGAAAAUCCAAAAGCUGUACUUGCUGUGGCCAAAAUGUAUAAUAUGGGAUUAUAUAAGUAUAAUUGGGGUCAUCCUGUCUCUGCAAGUAAUGUCCUAAAUAAUGUCUUUGUCUUUCAUAACUUGGCAUGGAGGGAAUAACCAUGUGUGCAUUUGUAGGAACGCGGGCAAGGAAAGCUCGAAGGAACGUCUGGGCGGCUCGGUGCUCGAUAAGAUCCCCUUCCUGCAUGGCUGCGAGGACGACGAUGAGGACGACAGCGACGAGGAAGAUGACUUCCAAGGCAUGGCCACUGACUGCAUCGAUGGACCGCGCAAGAACAAGAAGUCUCGUGUAAAGAUGGGUUCAGAGCCCAUGACCACAGACCUGGACCCGGAGGACGAGGAGGACGAAGACGACUCGGAAGACGCCCUCAGUGAAUUUGACUUCCUGGGCUCGGGGGAGGAUGGGGAGGGGGCGGGAGAGGCCCGGAUCUCGGGGGACGGACGGGAGUUAGAGAACCGCAGGAACAAGUUACAAGGCAUGAUGUCGGACUUCCCCCCUAAACCUACCCCGCCCCCCACUGUACCAGGACAGGCUCGCUCCGGAGAAGGUGGUGCCCUGGGUUUUUCCUCUGACGUCUUCAUCAUGGAUGCCGUCGGAGGAGGGGACAUGAACCUGGGUGAACUGGCUGAUCUCACCGUCGCCAAUGACAACGAUCUCUCCAUGGAUAUGCAGGAUAACAGAGAGGAGUUUAAGAAGACAUGGAACCCUCGUUUUACACUACGCAGCCACUUUGAUGCCAUCCGCGCUUUGACCUUUCACCCCAGCCAGGCGGUGCUGCUCACUGCCUCUGAGGACGGGACACUAAAACUGUGGAACCUCAACAAGGCCAUGCACUCUAAAAAGAACGCAGCAUUGGAUGUUGAGCCCAUCUACACAUUUAGAGCACACAGUGGAGCUGUUCUGUCACUAACCAUGGGUGAAGAGGGAGAAUCCUGCUACAGCGGAGGUCUAGAUGGAACCGUCAGAUGUUGGAAGAUGCCUGACCUCAAUGUUGAUCCUUAUGAUAACUACGAUCCUGGCAUCGAGAGCAGCGUACUAGCAGGCCACGAGGACAGUGUGUGGGGUCUGACUUACUCGGCAGUGCACCACCGGCUCGCCUCAUGCUCAGCUGAUGGCACCAUUCGCAUCUGGGACCCUCAGAACUCGUCUCCCUGCCUGUCUGUCUUCAAUAAGGAGAGAGAGCACGGAACGCCCACCUCUGUAGCCUUUGUGGCCACUGACCCCAACCAGGUGGUGGUGUCGUUUGACGCCGGUGAGACGCUUCUCUACGACCUCAACACGGAGCAGAGCGUCACGGCACUAGAGACACAGACCAAGGAUGGCAGUGAGCUGAUCAACCGUGUGGUCAGUCACCCAUCUGAGCCCGUCUCCAUCACUGCACAUGAGAACCGCACCAUUCGGUUCCUAGACAACAAGACAGGUAAAGUUGUCCACUCAAUGGUGGCUCACUUGGAUGCGGUCACCUGUCUCACUACAGACCCUA